Molecule: messenger RNA, 653 nt
Organism: Camelina sativa (false flax)
Lineage: Eukaryota; Viridiplantae; Streptophyta; Magnoliopsida; Brassicales; Brassicaceae
Source: RefSeq, a predicted model, not a curated record
UGAAAAAAAAAGAGAAAGCAUAUAUAUAUAUAAACUCAUCCGCAUCUCGGUCUGCUCUAACGCCUCCUUGCGCAGCUCUUUUGCCUCUCAUCUUUGUCAAAAGGGAUAGUGAAAAAACAAAAAAAAAUGUCGACAGUGGGAGAGCUUGCUUGCAGCUACGCUGUGAUGAUCCUUGAAGACGAGGGUAUUGCCAUCACGGCCGACAAAAUCGCCACUUUGGUCAAGUCUGCCGGUGUCGAUGUCGAGUCUUACUGGCCAAUGCUAUUCGCCAAGAUGGCUGAGAAACGUAAUGUCACUGAUCUCAUCAUGAACGUUGGUGCUGGUGGUGGAGGCGGUGCUCCCGUUGCAGCUGAUGCUCCUGCUGCUGGCGGCGGUGCUGCUGCUGCUGCUGCUCCUGCCGCUCAGGAGAAGAAGAAGGAGGAACCAGCAGAAGAGAGUGAUGAAGAUUUGGGUUUUGGCUUAUUCGAUUAAGAAGCACAUUUUGCUUGUUUUUCUUCUUCCUAGUUGGUUUUUUUCGUAUCGAGUUGUUACUUUUGUGUCUGGCUAAGGAACUAUUAGUUGUUUUUUUGAACCCAUAUGUUGUAUGACUCAAGUUUCCGGGCAAACCCAUCGGCUCGGGCUUUUGUUAGAAUUGAUUUUGUUUAUUUUUCUUU